AUGGCAACCGGGAAAUACAUCCCUCCAGCCCUCCGCAACAAUAAGGGGGAAAUCGAUGACAAGCAACAGCAACCCCAGGACCAGCAGGAACCUCUGAACUCAAUGUCUACAUCUUACCAACUGAAAGGUACGGAAACAUACUUCGGGCAUUCAUUCCGGCACGGCGUUUGCGACACGCUCCACAAUCUCAACAGCAGCAACAGCAGCAACUACUACUACAAUAAAAGUUUCUCAAAAUGUGGGAAACCCCCGGCCCCAGCAACCACCACUACAUGUUCACCGCGAGAGCGACAGCGACAGCGAUGGCAAGGAACCCUCAACACAACCGCCAAUGAUCCACACACGCUGGCAUAUAUAGUCCUUUUCAGAGAGGCCCAUCCAUUUUGGGAAACAAAGCGUGAAAUUUUGUGCAAGUCGAACCUUCAUCUUCUCCCAGAGUCGUUCGCGGCAACACUGAAUGUCACCACCACCACCAUAGUUAGCUACCCCAUCUUCGUUCCCCAAUCAGCCCCAAGGCAAUACCAUGCCCCCCUCUCCUUUGCCGGCUACUACCGUAUCUGCUCCGUCCGCUAUCUAGCACCACGCAGCCGCGAGCUCGCCGCGUACCUGGAGGUAAAGUUCGGGACCCAGCACCGGACUUCUGAGAAGUGGAUUGGGAGUUUAUCGCGUCGGUGGGCAGUUGUUACGCUAGAUCUGGAUGUAGGUCGGGGGGAAGCGCUAGUCCCUGCGGUUAUGGCCGAGGUAGAUGGUGACAGAAGUAGGAGGGGAUGUUGA
Histoplasma capsulatum G186AR is the source of this 774-nucleotide messenger RNA. RefSeq lists its product as uncharacterized. The record is from RefSeq and is a predicted model, not a curated record. NCBI's taxonomy places the organism in Eukaryota, Fungi, Ascomycota, Eurotiomycetes, Onygenales, Ajellomycetaceae. Bases 1 to 774 code for a protein of 257 amino acids. The transcript has a single exon.